Molecule: messenger RNA, 2097 nt
Organism: Thunnus maccoyii (southern bluefin tuna)
Lineage: Eukaryota; Metazoa; Chordata; Actinopteri; Scombriformes; Scombridae
Exons: 2
Coding region: 138-1322 (394 amino acids)
Molecular function (GO): catalytic activity
Source: RefSeq, a predicted model, not a curated record
AAUUUGGCACAGCUGCUUAACAUUUGUCCUGAAUAUGUCGAGAUAGAUGCUCAGGAUUUUGUGAAUAAUAAGAAAACAGGCAAACAUAUAACACAUGUUUGACUGAACAGCUGUUGUUGGGUGAAAAUGCGCGUGUAAUGCUGUGUAAAAACGUGGAUGUUACAGAUGGUCUUGUUAAUGGGGUUUGCGGUACUGUAACUCAUAUAGUUGGUGCAGAUAAGGGUACGUUUCCUCUCAAAGUGUAUGUUAAGUUUGAUGAUGAGCAUGUUGGCGCGCAGAGGAGGAAACAAUCGACGAGUAGCUUAGUUUUCUUUGGUUCCACCGGUAUUGAACCAGAGGAAGAAAAAGUUACUAACAAAGGUGGUAUGCGACGACAGUUUCCGCUGAAACUUGCUUGGGCUUGUACGGUACAUAAAGUACAAGGUAUUACUGUAGAUAGUGCUGUUGUUUCUCUUAAGAAAGUAUUUUCUGCAGGCCAGGCAUAUGUAGCCCUAAGUCGUGUUAGAAGUUUGUCAGGUUUGGUGAUUCAAGAUUUUGAAGAUAAAGCCAUAUAUUGUAAGGAUGGUAUUCAGGAUACAAUUCAGAGUAUGCCUCAAUUCUUGAACCAAAAUAUAACUAGACACAAAUUUAGUACAAGUAGUUUUACUGUAUUUUUGAUGAAUGUGCAAAAUUUGACACACCAUGUAUCUGAUUUGGCAUUAUGUACACAGCAAUUGCAGCUUAACUGUAUUGCUGUUACAGAAACAUGGCUACCUGCUGCUUCCUCAUUUGAAGCUGUAAAGAUUGAUGGUUUUACUUUUCAUGGUUGUCCACGAAGUUUAUCUUACAAUAGCAACAAUCCAGCACUGAUUGAACUUCAAGGACAACAGCAUGGUGGAGUCGGCUUUUAUAGUGCAGACAAUUUGGAAUAUAAUAUUAUCAAAGCAACAAAUGUGAAUUUGGAAUGUUUUAUUUAUAACUAUGUUACAUGUAACAUAUUAAUAGCUGUCAUUUAUCGACCACCAUCUUAUCCCAUGUCUUUAUUUAAAGAACAUCUAGGCAAAUUAGUUGAUUGGCUAGAUCCAAAAAGUAACACAAUUGCAAUCAUGGGAGAUUUUAAUGAGGACAUCUUGAAAUCAUCAACAAUCUGCAAAUUUCUAACAGACAAAGGGUACAUUCAAUAUGUUACACAGCCCACAACAGAGAAGGGCACAUUAAUUGACCAUGUGUAUGUGAAAACAUCACAUUAUGAAAUUGAAUCAGUAGUGUUGCCAACAUAUUUUAGUGAUCAUGAGGCGGUUGUUUGUUCUUUUAAAUGUAUAUCUUCUGACAUAGGACAGUAAUACUUUACAACUGUUGUAGAUGUAUGUUUUUAGUGAGCAUUAUUUGGUGAUUUUUAACUUUAUGAGUUGUAUGUUAUUUAAGCUUAUUUAUGGCCAAGCAUGAAAUAUGAAAUGAAACUGGUAUUUUUAACCAUUUUGUGUAUUAGGUGUUGUAAAAAUAAAUGACAAGGGUUUCUUUUUCCUGCAUUACAACAGCAUUUAUAAGUCUAACAUGUAUUGAUAAUAUUUGAUAAUGCACAAAUGACAUUUGGUGAACAACUACAAUAUAAUUGUCAUUUUGACAUAAUAUGAAAUGCUGCCAUAUGCUGUGGGUAAUGCAGGUUUUGCUUUUCCUUCUAUGUAGUGUCAAAAAGCAAAAGGCACCGGUAAUGGCUACUCCUGGUUUAUACUGGGAUGGGGUUCGAUUCCCUGCGGUGCCCUGCUGAUCAAUUUGACAUUUACAUAAAAGCAUGUCCUCCAGCGCAUGUCGAAGUGUUGCCCAGUCGAAGGUCUUUUGUCAGUGACUUGUAGAUGUUUCCGGACUCAGGCUGUUUUCAGACAAAUCAAGGAGAGAAACAUCACUUCCUUUGUGCACUAUUUUGCCUUCAGCUGGGACUGCUGCGUUGAAAUGCUGUAGGGGGCGCUAUCGAGCCAGUUUGCAUCACUGAAUGAAUAUUUUAAAGUAGACAUGCUCAGGCCUGGAUUGAUAUCAAACCUGUGAAGUUUGAGGCAGAUCCAACCGUGUACACUCAAGUUAUAUCAAUUUCCUCUGUCAUGGCGAAACAUCAAAACUCAA